Zingiber officinale is the source of this 677-nucleotide messenger RNA. Its product is annotated as probable serine/threonine-protein kinase At1g01540. The record is from RefSeq and is a predicted model, not a curated record. Gene Ontology annotation, biological process: protein phosphorylation. NCBI's taxonomy places the organism in Eukaryota, Viridiplantae, Streptophyta, Magnoliopsida, Zingiberales, Zingiberaceae. The coding region runs from base 7 to 654 and encodes 215 amino acids. The transcript is spliced from 2 exons. Gene Ontology annotation, cellular component: plasma membrane. Gene Ontology annotation, molecular function: ATP binding; protein kinase activity.
GAUCCAAUGACCGAUGAGAGGAGCAGUAUCGGGUCAUCUCAAGAGGCUCCUCAGAUCUAUAGGUUUAACUUGGAGGAGAUAGAAUGUGCUACUCAGUACUUUUCGGAGGUGAAUUUACUUAGCAAGAAAAGCAGCUUUGCGGCAACAUACAAGGGGAUACUACGCGAUGGAACGGAGGUUGCAGUGAAGAGGAUCAACAAGACUAGUUGCAAGUUAGAGGAAGCUGAGUUUCUCAUGGGUUUGAAGGCAUUGACAUUGCUAAGGCAUGAGAACCUAGUUGGAUUAAGGGGCUUCUGUUAUUCAAGAGCAAGAGGAGAGUGUUUCCUCAUUUAUGAUUUUGUUGCAAAUGGGAGUUUGUCGAAAUAUCUAGAUGUCAAAUGCGAUGAGAUUCACAAGGUCCUUGAUUGGUCUGUAAGAGUUUGUAUCAUCAAAGGCAUUGCUAAAGGUAUGGAAUAUCUCCACAGCGACAAACCUAGCAAGCCCUCCUUGCUCCAUCAAAACAUGUCAUCGACAAAAGUCCUCAUUGACCACCAUUUCAACCCCCUACUCUCCAGUUCUGCCCUGCACAAACUAUUAGCAGACGAUGCCAUUUUCUCCUCUCUCAAAACAAGUGCUGCCAUGGGCUACUUAGCCCCCGAGUACUCUACCAAUUAAAAUAAAUUAUAGUGGCAAAUACU